Molecule: messenger RNA, 2519 nt
Organism: Lemur catta (Ring-tailed lemur)
Lineage: Eukaryota; Metazoa; Chordata; Mammalia; Primates; Lemuridae
Gene: LRRC75A
Product: leucine rich repeat containing 75A
Exons: 4
Coding region: 26-1057 (343 amino acids)
Source: RefSeq, a predicted model, not a curated record
AGUCCCGGCGGGCGGCGGCGGCGGCAUGGGCACCCGGCAGACCAAGGGCAGCCUGGCGGAGAGAGCCAGCCCCGCCGCGGCGACCGGCCCCCGCCGCGAACGGCCCGACUUCUGGGCGUCGCUGCUGCUGCGCGCCGGGGACAAGGCGGGGCGCGCGGGCGCCGGCGCGGGGCUGCCCCCCUACCACCGGCGCGUGGGCAUGGUCCAGGAGCUGCUGCGGAUGGUGCGCCAGGGCCGGCGGGAGGAGGCGGGGACGCUGCUGCAGCACCUGCGCCAGGACCUGGGCAUGGAGUCGACCUCCCUGGACGACGUGCUGUAUCGCUACGCCAGCUUCCGCAACCUGGUGGACCCCAUCACCCACGACCUCAUCAUCAGCCUGGCGCGCUACAUCCACUGCCCCAAGCCGGAAGGCGACGCACUGGGCGCCAUGGAGAAGCUGUGCCGGCAGCUGACCUACCACCUCAGCCCGCACUCCCAGUGGAGGCAGCACCGGGGGCUGGUGAAGAGGAAGCCGCAGGCCUGCCUAAAGGCUGUCCUGGCCGGGAACCCUCCAGACAACACAGUGGACCUGUCAGGCAUCCCGCUGACCUCCCGUGACCUGGAACGGGUUACCAGCUACCUGCAGCGCUGCGGGGAGCAGGUGGACAGCGUGGAGUUGGGCUUCACAGGCCUCACGGAUGACAUGGUCCUGCAGCUGCUGCCGGCACUCAGCACCCUGCCCCACCUCACCACACUGGCACUCAACGGCAACCGGCUGACCCGGGCCCUGCUGCGAGAUCUCACAGACACCCUUAAGGACCCCAGCAAGUUCCCCAACGUCACGUGGAUCGACCUGGGCAACAAUGUGGACAUCUUUUCUUUGCCCCAGCCCUUCCUGCUCAGCCUGCGCAAGCGCUCCCCGAAGCAGGGCCACCUACCCACCAUCCUGGAGUUGGGCGAGGGCCCCGGCAGUGGGGAGGAGGCCCGGGAAGGGACAGCGGGCCAGGACCCUGGAGGGGGACCUCUGGCACCAGCCCACCUCGAGGGCAAGGAAACUGUAGCUGCAGGACAGACGUGACACAGGAGCAAGGGGCCUCACCAGGGAGCCCUUGUGGGGUACGAUGACCAGGGCAAAGCAGGGAUGACCAGGGCAGAGCAGGUCCGGGGCUCCUCAUGCUAGGAGGCUCAGGCUAUCAGCAAAUCGGUCUGGGCAACCCACCCACAGAAACACAGACCGCAGCAACAGGGAAAGGGGAAUUUGUCACACUUCCCAUUCCUCUCCAUCUGCCCCCCAUAAAUCCCAUUACCUGCCUUUUUGGCUUGUAACAAGUCAUCCCUGUCUAGAGGCUCCUGACACCCCUCGGCUCGGCCCUUGGCCUCCCUAAAGAAUUAGGGGAAUAGGCAUAUGGUUUGGAGGUGCCAGCAGCUUGAGCCAAUGUGAACCCCAAGAACUUUCCCCCAGAAUAGUUGGGCCCCCACAAGUAACCCAGGAUUUUCCUGCAUAAUGCUUGUUUUAUCUGGGGGAGUAAACUCCAGCCAGAUGCUGAAUGUGUCCCCACUCUGGAGAGGUUGCAAUCUUCACAACUCCCAGCUGAAGAACCUGCGGGUAGAAGCCUAGUUCCAUCUAUGCUGAGGGUGGACUGAAGUGGUCUAUCUCCUCAUGGAGCCUUGGGCUCCUUGGAACUGACUUGUCUAUGAUUCUAGGUACCUGCCCAGAGAGCCAGCUAUCACCACAUCCUUCAACACUUAGGCGCUGUGUGGCAGUGCUUAGGGCACACAAGGUAUGCAUGGAAAGGCCCAGUAAGAAAUCCAUCCCCCCAAAACUGCCAGGCUUUCACAUGGGUUCCAGUGUCUUUAGCAUGAAAGCCGGAGAUGAGCUUUGCUUCCUUCCCCCGUCAUGCUUGCCAUCAACCCGUACUUUGAGAACAUUCCUUACAAUCUACUACAGAAGGCUCUUAAAAACCCAGGACCAUGAAGUUGCGUCUAAAUUCUCGGUAGACCCAAGCAAGAUGGCUGGGAAAGGGGGAAGUCAACACCUGGAGGCUCCCAAGAGAGCCUAAUUUGGCAAGUUUUCACCUAUACCGUCCCCCCCCCCCAGCCCUCAUCCAAACACUUCUGCUGAAAGGCCUCUACCAGUUAGAGUCCUGUCUAGACACAACAGGCAACCCCUAAUUCUAAGUAUAGUUUAGUCCAGGGAGACUGGGAGCUAAUCAUUCUUGACUCAGAAAAACAGCACAACCUGAUGGGCCUCAAGCCUAGUAGGUGAGAUUCCAGCACAGGAAGGCAGCAAAAUGGACCUAGACUGCGGUUCAAAUGCUUCAGGAGCUAGAGGGAAGCCAUGCAAAGGGACAGAGCCCAGAGGCAGCAGGGAUUAGAAUCAGUGUGUAGAUGCCUUAGAUGCUCUGGAAUUUUUGCCCACAGAGUCUAAAGUUGUUAACAGCAAUGAGCUUAGACUGACUACAGGGAAGUUUAUAAGCUUGAGUGCUAAUAUCUGGACUGCUGAUACCUGACAGCAGUAGUCAAAUUUGCUUUUUCUUCAA